Messenger RNA from Ostrinia nubilalis (European corn borer), 749 nucleotides. RefSeq lists its product as uncharacterized. Bases 259 to 600 code for a protein of 113 amino acids. The record is from RefSeq and is a predicted model, not a curated record. Lineage: Eukaryota; Metazoa; Arthropoda; Insecta; Lepidoptera; Crambidae. The transcript is spliced from 3 exons.
ACAAAGGAAACGAUUCACGCAAAUCGCAGGCUUACAACGAGACUCCGAGAAAGCGAUUCAUGUCAGUCUAAUUCUGCCUAUGCAACAGUUCACUUGAGAUUAUAAAUAAAGCUUUAUGAGAUUAGUAGCCAAUAAUAAACAGAUAGCGAUUUCAGCCUGCAGCUAACCAAUUUGUUCAGUGAACGCGAGGCGGUUGUGUUUGUGCUGCUAAUAUUUAUUUUCCCGGUGCGCAAUUGGAUUCGUUGAUUUGAAGCGCAAAUGAGUUCGAUGGAGCCUGCAGCGCUUGAGGAUGAGCAGUACGUGGACGUGAGCUCGCUGCCGCUGAGGCCGCCGCAACCGCUGCUGCCUCCUGAGAAGGCAGCGCGCCGGCCCUGGCACCCCGUCAUGUGGGACAGCUCUAUCGAAGGCAUCCCGCCGCCAGACCACACCGAGUCCGAUGAGCCCAAGCAAGGAUCCGAGUACCCACACAAGCAGCGCAUCCGCAACCUGCGCCGGCUCAUCGCGGACGGCAAGGUCAAGCCCACGUCGGAGACGCUCAUCUUCUUCCUAUGCAACAAGUUCGCCAUAUCCGAUGAACGACAAAAUAAAAUAUCUGUGUAAACUGGCUUUAAUCGUUAACGUUUGUUAUUGUAUGUAAUCAGAUGUAACAUUGUAUAGUAUUAAUAAUAACCAGCCUAUGUAAUCCACAUUUAUAUUUAUGUACUAAUUUAAGAUAGGGUAAAUAGAAAAAAUAAUUUUGUAAAAAUCUA